Molecule: messenger RNA, 749 nt
Organism: Chrysoperla carnea
Lineage: Eukaryota; Metazoa; Arthropoda; Insecta; Neuroptera; Chrysopidae
Product: putative 3-methyladenine DNA glycosylase
Exons: 3
Coding region: 8-733 (241 amino acids)
Biological process (GO): base-excision repair
Molecular function (GO): DNA binding; alkylbase DNA N-glycosylase activity
Source: RefSeq, a predicted model, not a curated record
GUCAAUUAUGAGUUCAGAACAAUUAAAACAUAAGUUGGACAAUACAAACACAGAUAAAUUAAUUAAAAUGUCAAAAACAUGCGUUAGAUUAACCAAAUCAUUUUACGAUGUAUCUUGUCAAGAAUUAGCCUUAAAUUUACUUGGUAAAGUGUUAGUACGUCGUUUAGAUGAUAAUUCCCUAUUUAAAGGUCGAAUUGUCGAAACCGAAAGUUAUUUGGCUGAUAUUGAUAAGGCAUCACAUGCUUACAAUGGCAGACGUACUGAAAGGAAUGAACCAAUGUAUAUGCCUGCUGGAACAGCGUAUGUUUAUAUGACGUAUGGAAUGUACUUCUGUUUUAAUAUUUCUAGUUCAGAAUCAGGAGCUGCAGUAUUACUUCGAGCGUUAGAACCACUUACAAAUAUCGAAGAAAUGAUUUUAUUACGAUAUAAAGGAAAGCCAGUACCAAAAAAUUUCAAACAUCACAUGUUAUGCAACGGACCAUCUAAAUUAUGUAUAAGUAUGUCCAUUAACAAAGAUACGUGUAACAAAUUAGAUUUAAGUGAUGAUCGAAAUCAAGCAUUAUGGAUUGAGGAUGAUUUUGUUGACACAGAUUUUAAAAUUGUUAAAACACAUCGAAUUGGUAUAGAAUCAGUUGGUGAACCAUGGUCCAAAGCACCAUUACGAUUUUAUAUACAUGGUAAUAAUUAUGUUAGUAAGAGAGAUAAAAAAGCGGAACAAAUGUUUCAUAAAUGAACAAAUAAAUUUUGUU